This is a messenger RNA of Folsomia candida, 2758 nucleotides long. RefSeq lists its product as uncharacterized. The record is from RefSeq and is a predicted model, not a curated record. Bases 398 to 1189 code for a protein of 263 amino acids. The transcript is spliced from 2 exons. NCBI's taxonomy places the organism in Eukaryota, Metazoa, Arthropoda, Collembola, Entomobryomorpha, Isotomidae.
UUGGAAAAAUAUCACCUGCAUGGACAAACAAACACACAUACUCGCACCUGGAACUUUAUGGAGAUAUGUAUCUAAUAAUACAUAACAAGGAAAGUAAAUAAGUCUAACAAAAUAUUUGCACGUACACACAUUGAUAACGGUUAUUUUAAAAGUUUUAUUGCCAAAACACUGAUUAAUUUUUUGUGAUUGACAAGAUUUUCAGCUACGAAGAAUAUAUUUUUAGAAGUUGCAUAUUUGCAAGAAAUAUUAACUCAGAGACUAAAUUUUGGAAAUUUAACAAACUUUGAAGUGAAAGUUUAACAAAUCAAGUAGAUAUUCAAAAUAGAAGCGUUAUAAAGUGUACCCUAAUAACACAAGGCCUUACGUAAUUCUUGUAAAAGCGGAGGAACAUUUCAUCAUGUGGACGAAGGGGAGCAAAUCGUCCCUUCCUAAAAAGACUGUUAACCUGGCUGGCUAUGAUGCCAAAUUGGGUACUGGGUCCUCCCCCAGUUCUGGCGGGGACACGGGCCUGUCCCCCGCCUCCAUUUAUUACUGCGGGCGAACUUUUUCCGACAAGAAAUCCUGUCGUUGUUGGAACUGUCCAUUUCCAUUCGUCUGCGGUCCGAAAUCCGGCUGCCCGUGUGCCGAAUGUGUCGAACUUCUCGGUUUCAGAGUCAAUUCGGCGGGAGAUCUGGCCAAACCGGGGGGUUCCCUGGGGGAUGGCGGGGACACCGCGAUGACACCGCAGAACCUGUUUUAUUGCGGGAAAUGGAAGAUGGCGUGUCGCUGUGGGACUUGCGAUGGGCAGUGCGGGCCGCUGAGCGGGUGCCCGUGUCACGCAUGCGUGGAGCUGGUCGGGUUCAGGGUGAAUCGAGACGGAGUUUUGUGCCGAAAAGAGGGUGAAAUGUGGUAUUGUGGGAAAAAGAGGAAGGGAAAGUGUGAGUGUGGGGUGGAUUGCGGGGAAAAAUGUGGAGGGAGCGGACCUCGUGGGAGCGGGUGUCCGUGCGAGGCGUGUACAAAUAUCGGCCAGCCAAUCGAAGAGAAAUUGGUUGACUUGACAACGACUGAAUCAGAAUCCCGCCAGACGGCCGGUUUGGUUAAAAAAAUUUCAAAUUGCGACAUUUUGACGUCUGAGUUGGGACCCGAUUUCGUGUUAGUCCAACAACAAUCAGGUCAAGACGGUGAGGUUUGUGGAAGUAUUACCCAGUGAAAUUAGCAAUUGGAAAAAUUCGUGAGGCUGCAGUACCACUAAUCAGGGAAGUCUCCUAUCAUAGCAUAUUACAGGAUGUCCGUAGAUUAUAUGAACACUAGAUUUACACGGGUAACAUGCAAACGGAUGAUCCAAUUGGCGCCAAAUUUGGCAAACACGGACUCGAAGGUCAUGACUACAGCUGUGCAAAGUUUCAAAUUUCUAUCUGCAAAGCUGGCCCCAAAAAGUGACCCCGAAGUAGGGGGAGGCGUAAAAGCGGUUUCCGAAGCUAAUUUGGCCGCGGAAAGUGCCCAAACGAUUAUCCAAAAAUCUGAAACCCAUCUUAUCGUGUCCCCCAUAUAUCCCUUUAUCAAUUUUGCAAGAAAACGAUGGUAAUUAGUUAAAUCCGACCAAUGUACAUUUAAAAAUGCAUACCCCUCAAAACGACGAAUUCUCUCACCCUCAAGCAAAAUGACUGCCUCCCUCUCAAUGAGAAUCCUCCGACCAAGCAAAGGUCACAACACAAUCCCAGAUGCCUCUUGAACACGUUAAUCGUGUUAUAAAUCACAACUUUGAAAAAGGAGUCCUUAGGAAGGCGAAAUUCGGAACACUAAAACUAUCCAAUGUUGUAAACAAAAAACCAGCAGUUGAAGGCUGUUUGAAGGUCAUGUUGGAAGUACAAACUCCGGAUUUGUCGUCACAUUGACCGGGGCACUCUGCUACCUUCAAAACUAUAACAGGAUAAAAAUAAUUCGCUUCAGAAACGACCAGAAGCAGGUUUCAAACUAUGGGUCUGAAAAGAAGGAAAAGCUGUCUGACUGAUUUCUGGUGGUUGGUGCAAUGACGGGCCAUGGAGUGCUAGAAUUGAUACCUGUUGGGUCUAAUGCAAAAAUUAACUCGAAGCACUUUAUGGAGAGUGCUUUACAUACGUUUUUGGAGGUCAAAAUUCGAACGAAGCAAUUUGAGGAGCUUUAUAAAGUUUGCAUCCAUAACGAUGCGGCAUCUUCACAUACUGCUUGGUUAACUCAGCAUUACGCCCAAGAUUAAUAAGAAAGAACCGGAAUGACCUCGACAUCUUAUUCCGAGGUCCAUAUUCAGUAAUCUGACACGGGUCAGAUGGAUUUUUUCGGGUUUGGAUGCCUGAAACAAAGCAUUUUCAAGAGGAAGUCAUGAACUUUGGUUGGGCUUUGGAAAGUUCUAAAUCAAGAAUGGGAUCUUGUCUCCCCUGAAACGUGUCAAAAUGUGUUUGGAAGUUGGAAACCAAGACUCAGACUUGUUGCAAGGAAGAAUGGAGAACACAUUGAGAUCGCUAAAGUAAUUCACAGUCAUCGUGUUCAGAAGUUAUAAGAUAAUUCAUACUGUUCAUAUAAACUGCGGACACCCUCUGUAUACUAUCUUAUUUUGCCCAAAUCAGUGGCACUCGAUCAUACAUUUCAGUUUGCCUAGGUUUCGCGUAAGUAUACAUAAUUUAUAUUUUCAUCUGAUUAGGAGAAAAUAACCACGCAAUGUUGAUUUAAAGUAUUCAAGUUUAUGUAUGUAAGUUAAAAGCUUGUAGUUAACGAAGAAUAAACCUUUGUAUGGACCAUCAAA